This is a messenger RNA of Aspergillus costaricaensis CBS 115574, 483 nucleotides long. RefSeq lists its product as uncharacterized. The coding region runs from base 1 to 483 and encodes 160 amino acids. Lineage: Eukaryota; Fungi; Ascomycota; Eurotiomycetes; Eurotiales; Aspergillaceae. The record is from RefSeq and is a predicted model, not a curated record. The transcript has a single exon.
AUGAAACCCAUCCUCUUCGCCACCACCACCACCACCCUCCUCUUCGCCCUCACCUGCCACGCCGCACCCAACUUCCGCAUCGGCUAUCGCGGUGGAACCGAGUACGCCCUCCCGAUAUUAGACGCGGCAAACGCCAACGAAACCAUAGCCUUCAGCAACAACAUAUACGGCCUCCCCAACCUGGAUGAGUGGGAAUCCAUCAACACCAAUCAAGGAUUCUUGAUUCGCAAUGCAUUCUUGGGGACUUACAUUAGCUGCAGCGGGCAGUCGACAAGCUGCAGUCUUUCUACUGAGGAUGACGGAACCUUCUUUACAUCAAUCCAGUCGGAAAACAUUGAUGGAGUAGACUACUAUCAUCUUUUCGCUACGAUUGAAGAUAUUGAUGGAGGAAAUAUGUGGGUUCUUGAAGGUGGGAAAUAUCUCCACAUCGGUGUGUUUGACGAUCAAAAUGAAUUGCAGGAGAUUUCGCUUGUGCAGGAUUAA